AUGGGCACUGAGGUAUCCAGCAAAGAGCACAUAACCAAACAUAACUCCAAGGACGAUAAACGAGACAAGCGUGAAAAGCAUAAGAAACACAAGGACGAUUCAGACAGGAAACACAAGAAGAGACGCAAACACGAAGAUGAUGGCGAAGAAGAUGGCGGUCAUCGAAGGCACAAACAUCACAAGAGGGACAGAGAAAAUAAAAGAGGUAGAAGUGGAGAAAGUAAAAUGGAAAUUGUCGACGACAACCCCAGUGACGACAAUCUAUGGGUUGAAAAGGAUAUCGACAUGGGAGGGGAGCGCAUAUUGGCUUCCGAUAUUCCUACUUCUGAGAGUCUCAAGUUGACCUCCUCUGCAGAUGCUACUAACUCGUCGGUACCACUUCCUCAUCCCACCAGAAUAGAAUCCACUCUCAAGCGGGACGAUUGGAUGAUGGCCGAACCCUCAACGCCUGUCUUGCCUGUGGGAGCCCGUCCUCAGUUAUCUCGCAUAGAUUAUUCCGUGGAAAUUGGAGAGGAAAGCCUCGAUGAUGGUUAUGGAGAGCUCUCUGGUAACUCGCGACCAGUUGGUGGUGGAGUUGACUUCUUUUCGAGUCUGGGUACGGAGAAGAAGAAACCUUCUAGGCCGGACCGACCCGACCCAGAUAAACCCAAAGUUCAUUAUAAAGAACUUAACCAAGAUAUCAAAGAAGGUAGACCCAUUGAUUUUGAUGAACCGCCCCCGCCCCCGCCCUCCAUUACUCCAGGUGGUCCAGGUUCCCAGUGGAGAAUGAUGCGCCUUCGUCGAGUAUAUGAGAACGCCGAAGAAGAUGGAGUGCCAGUCGAACAAUUAGGGAUCGAACGCUUCGGAUCUUUGCAGGCAUUCGAAGAAGCGAAGCAGGAACGGCGCAUCUUAGACGAACGGGAAGGUAAACGCUCUGAAGCUCGCGGUAGAACAUCAGAGCGGCCAACCCACUAUAGCAGGGACGGUGAAAAGAGGUUGAUGUUUUCAGAUGUAGGUGGAAGUGGCGGUUCCAGUCGAAGCUCUUCAUUCCGCCGUCCCGGUGGUGUAACCGAUAGUGUACCAUCUACACCUUCCCCGCCCACAGGUGUCGCUAGGCCCCCGACUAAUCGCCGUCUCGAUUCUCUGAGGCUCCCUUCACAAGCUAGUUCACCAUUGGCUCAGGCACACACACCAAUCCCAACGGUGAUGACUCCACCACCAAUGGCAUCUGGAUCAAAGUCGAGGCCACUGUCACCAUCUUCACUGAAUAAAUUACAAGCCAAGGUUAUACGCGCCAAGCUCAUGGAUUCUCCUGAUGCUGCUAGACUUGAACAAGAAUACGAAGUUGAGGCGCGCAAGGCACAAGGAACGGACGAUGGCGGUGUUAAGAAGAAGGUAGAGGUUCUUCCAACUCUUGAUGCAAGAGGCAGAAUGUACGAUGUCGGUCACGGAAAAGAGGAUGAUAGAAAAACUGGAGAAGUGCUGCGUAUCAAUCCCGACGAUGAUACAAUGACGCUAGGAGAAAUGCUACGUCAAGAGCGAAUGGGAGCGGGUAUGUCAGAUCAGAAAGACCUUGAUGCGCAAUACGCACGCGCCGUCAUGGGAGACGGCAAAUUCGAGAAUGACCUUGAUUACAUCGAUGACAAUGCAGAAAAACUCGGUCGUCAGAAGAUGCGGUCUGAUGGAAUGAAACGUCAAUUUGCAAUUAAUGAUUAUAAACGCACUCAAAAGGUGCUCGCAUCCUGCAAUUUUUGCUACGGGGAAGAUGAUUCUCUGCCUAAAGCCCCUAUUAUCGCCACUGGGACUCGGGUAUAUCUAUCUUGUACACUAACAGAUGAGCUUGUCGAUGGUCAUUGCUUGAUAGUGCCUAUCCAGCAUCAUCUGAAUAUGUUGGAAGGCGAUGAUGAUGUUUGGGACGAAACUCGAAAUUUUAUGAAGUGCCUCAUGCGCAUGUACGCCGAAGAAGAUAAAGGUGUUGUUUUUUUCGAAACAGUACUAUCCUUACGAAAGCAAAAACACACAUACAUUGAAUGUGUACCUGUUCCUUGGGAGCAAUUCGACUUGCUGCCGGGCUAUUUCAAGGAAUCGAUCCUUGCCUCAGAGGCAGAAUGGUCACAGCACAAAAAAUUGAUCGAUUUCAGUGCAAGACCGGGAGGGUUCAGGCGCGCGCUGGUCCCAAACCUCCCUUACUUCAUGGUGCAGUUUGAUCACAAGGGAGAGAAAGGCUACGGCCACGUUAUUGAAGGGGCAGCAGACGCUCAAGAUGAAGACGGCUUGGAAGAAGGAGAAAAAGGUGGUGGAGAAUUCCCAUGGUACUUUGCGGGUGAGAUCAUCGGAAACGUCCUUGAGUUAGAGGCACGACGGUGGCGUCGGCCCAGGCGAAUUGAUUUGCGGCGAAAUAAUGAGCGGGUAGCAGAAUUUAAGAAAAAGUACACAAAAUUCGAUUGGACUGGGAUGCUCUAA
Messenger RNA from Psilocybe cubensis, 2442 nucleotides. RefSeq lists its product as uncharacterized. The record is from RefSeq and is a predicted model, not a curated record. The transcript has 9 exons. The coding region runs from base 1 to 2442 and encodes 813 amino acids. Gene Ontology annotation, biological process: mRNA splicing, via spliceosome. Gene Ontology annotation, cellular component: post-mRNA release spliceosomal complex. NCBI's taxonomy places the organism in Eukaryota, Fungi, Basidiomycota, Agaricomycetes, Agaricales, Agrocybaceae.